Molecule: messenger RNA, 4022 nt
Organism: Vespa crabro (European hornet)
Lineage: Eukaryota; Metazoa; Arthropoda; Insecta; Hymenoptera; Vespidae
Gene: Nca
Product: neurocalcin homolog
Exons: 5
Coding region: 269-847 (192 amino acids)
Molecular function (GO): calcium ion binding
Source: RefSeq, a predicted model, not a curated record
GAUUCGAUUUCUAGUUUAAACGCUUCGUCGAUGUUCCGCGGAAUGGGAUUUCAAUAUGGCUAUCGUCGUGAUGUCUGCAGAAGCUAGUAUCGCGGAAAUGUUUUGAAUUCGUUUGAUAAUUGUGACGACAGAUUGACGUGCGAGGCAUAGGUACGUCUGCUGCAUAGCACAAACUUUCUUGUGCUUAAAGGCAUUCGUAGAAUAGUAGACUUAAUUAGAUCUUAAUUGUCGUUCGUAAUUGGGUCCCGACAGACGGUUUUGAGUGACAAUGGGGAAACAAAAUAGCAAAUUAAAACCCGAAGUAUUGGAAGACCUCAAACAAAAUACUGAAUUUUCAGAUGCCGAAAUUCAAGAAUGGUAUAAAGGAUUCUUAAAAGACUGUCCUAGUGGACAUUUGAGUGUCGAAGAAUUUAAGAAAAUUUAUGGUAAUUUUUUCCCUUACGGCGAUGCCUCGAAGUUUGCAGAGCACGUGUUUAGAACAUUCGAUGCAAAUGGCGACGGGACGAUCGAUUUUCGAGAAUUUCUCUGCGCUCUAAGCGUGACGUCCCGAGGAAAAUUGGAGCAGAAAUUAAAGUGGGCCUUCAGUAUGUACGACCUUGACGGUAACGGAUAUAUCUCGCGACAAGAGAUGCUUGAGAUCGUGACGGCAAUAUACAAGAUGGUAGGGUCCGUGAUGAAAAUGCCAGAGGACGAGUCCACCCCAGAGAAGAGAACCGACAAAAUCUUUCGUCAGAUGGACAAGAAUAAGGACGGCAAAUUAUCGCUCGAUGAAUUUAUCGAAGGUGCAAAGAGUGAUCCCUCGAUCGUGCGACUGUUGCAGUGCGAUCCUAGUGCACAAGCUCAGUGAGACCCUGGGUCCGUGUGCGUUUCAAAUGCCAUCUGUAAAUACGAAUCGGGGCCCGGCCCAAUCAUAGCCCGGUUAGAGGCGAUGCAAUCAUAGAAGGGAAUCAAUAGAAAUAGAGGAAGCUGUCAAAACGAACACACAGAGAUACAAAUAUCCUCGUUUACACCUACACCAAUACACCUACAGAGAAAGAAAGAAAAAAAGAAAUAAAGAAAGGAAGAAAAAAAGAAAGAAGGAAGGAAAGAAAAAACGAAAUAAUGAAAGAAAAAAAAAGAGAAAAAGAUAGAUGUUUAUUUAAACUUUACAUCGUUAACGUUAGUAACGUUUACAUGUGUAUACCGUUAUAACCCAUCACAACAUCACUACACCACCACCAACACCACUAUACUACACUACAACAACUACUACUAUUACAAUUAUCACACACGUACGGCGAGUGUUUGAAACUGGAUAAGAAGAUACUUAGACUAUAUAUACAUAUGUGGACGCCAAAAAGAAAAAAAAAAAGAAAGAAAGGAUAAGAGAUCAAAUAAAAAAGCAUACAAUGAUUUUCACAAGGCUGAAGCCAACAAAGUUCGUUCUGGUAGAUUCGCUCCUUCGCAUCGUCUUCUAUGUUCGCGAACGCCUCUUGUCAACUAAAGAUAUAAAAAGAAAGAAAGAAAGAGAAAGAGAGAGAGAGAGGGAAUACAGUAUGUUGCCUGAGCCGUGUGUGUGCGCCAAAAAACUUGCAAACGUCAAGUAGGGCUCUUGUAAAUUGGGCUGGUACCCGAGUGAUGAGGGGUCCAGGCUCACUGGGCCCAUGGCGCUUGCGCAUACCGCAAACUAGUCGUAAUGACUAGUUCAGUCGCUCCCGCGAUUUAAACUAAUCAGUUUAAACGGGGAUUUUUUUGAGAAGUAAAAAAAAUGGGGAGAGAGAAAGAGAAAGAGAGAGAGAGAGAGAGAGAGAGAGAGAGAGAGAGAGAGAGAGAGAGAGAGAGAGAGAAUGUAAGAAUGCAAAUUGAAAGUAAGUGUGAGAGAGUGAGAGAGAGAGAAAGAGAGAGAGAGAGAGAGAGAGAGAGAGAGACUCACGCGUAUUUUUUCAUAUAAUUCUCCUAAAAUUGUGCCGCUCGAUGUACAUACAUAAAGAGAAUUGCUAUUGUAAAUUCGUUCGAACCUUCCAUCAAAAUGGUUCUUUCUUUCUUAAUUAGUUUAAUUGAUAAUAUCUAGGUGCCUCUUCUACGCAUUUACCUAUCAAUGACACGCGAGUUUACAUCAAAUUACGUGAAAAAUGUUUAGAUCUGAUUGACGAGAAUAAUAAAGUGGAAAAUGACGAUUAUAUAGGCAAUAAUUUUCUUUCUUUUUCGUGGUUUUUUUUUGUUUUUUAUAGGAAGACAGCGACAGCGAAAGAAAAAGAGAGAUGAAUGAAGUAAAACUGCUCGAAACUUUUGAUUAUUCUUCAAAAUUAUUACACGUCUCGUUCGGUCUUUUAUCAGUAUCCUCCAGUUUUAUGCGAGACUCAUUCAUUCCAUAUAAUUGAACGUUAUAUCGAUUUUCGAUCGCUUUAGAAACGCUUUAACGUAAAAUCUGGUAGAAAAGCUUCCCCUGGGAUUUUCAAAGAUAAUUGAAAAGAAAAGAAAGAAGAAGGAUGAUAGAAAGGAAAGAUAGAAAGGAAUGAGUUAGAGAGAGAGAGAGAAAGAGAGAAAUAAAGACGAUUGACAAUUUGCUGAGCGUAGAAGUGCCUUAAUUUUUCGUAAUAGUAUAUGACGUAUGUAAGAGCGUUGCAAGAAUCGAAAAGAAACUUUUUACUAAGCUUUCAACCAAGACGAACAAUUAAAAAGAAUACAUUGAAUUGUCAAUGUGUACAGUAUACGUGUAGUAAAGAGCAGAAUCUGAAGAGAAAAAUAAAAAAUGAAAGAGAGAGAGAGAGAGAGAGAGAGAGAGAGAGAGAGAAAGAGAGGAAUAGAGAGAGAGAGAGACUAGAAUCGAAUCAAAUCGAUAAUUUUUCACUUUAUCAAAGGCUUCUAAUUAAUUUAUCAGUAAAAAAUUAUGUGAUUUGAUGAAACUGCUUCGAACGAUGCUCAUUCUCAAGUUAAAUACGUAAAAGAGUCUUAAAAGUUCGCGUUUCUUUUUUUAUUCCCUUUUUUAUCAUAUAUAUUUGUCUUUUUUCUUAAAAUAGAUUGCUUUAGUUUAUCGAUUGUUCGACGAGUUCUAUUUUAAUAUAAAACUUCGUAUUGAAUGUUGUCACUGAUAGAAAGAUAUUUUAGAGAGAAAAAAAGAGAGAGAAAGAGAAGGAGAGUGUGUGUGUGUGUGUGUUUAGAAACAUCGAGCGAGCAUAAAACGGAUUGUUACGCGUUUUAGAGCGAGAUAUGUCUUGAUACAUUACGAUAGCUCGCCAAUUUACACAUGUAACACGUUUUUGGGUCGCGUAUGAGAAUAUGCGUUUCAACGAUUGUACCAGGAUUUGAGAUCGUUGAAAGAUUUAGAAUUAACUCCGAAAUUUUUCUAACAUUUAUUUCAUAUUAAUUUUCAUUAUUUGAUUUCAAUUAUUAUUUUUUUGGAUAGAAUCUACAAAAAGAGAGAAUAACAAAGGGAAAAAAGGAAAAAAGAAGUGUAACAAGGAAAAAGGAGAAAAUACGAGUAACGAUCUAAACUUUUGACCUGUUUAAAACAAAGAAAAAGGGAAAAAAACAUAUUUUAUGCGGCAUGGCUUCGUGCCAAGUGCAAAGUAUUUUGUCAAGGCAAAACGACCGCAAAGGGUAGAUUUUUUGUUUGUUUUAUACAGAAGAACUGUAUUAUUCGUGAUAAGAAAAGAAUGCCAAGGGAGAAAAUCUCUAAAGCUCUUUGAUAUUUCUUUUUCUUUCUUCCUUUUUUCUUUUUUUUCUUUUUUUUUUUUAUUAAUUUUUUUUCUUUCUUUCUAUUUCCGACACUGAUACGUAUAAUUCACAUGUAUGUAUGUAUGUAUGUAUAAUAUGUACAUACAUACAUUUUUCUUUAACUCAAGCAUUGAAUUAAUGAGGAAGAUGAAAAAGAAGCACUUAGACCGCGAACGAAUGUUUUCAAAGAGAGAACAGAUCUAUUCAACUUUCAUCAUUUAUUUAUAUAAGGAAGAUAAAAUAAUUAUCUUGUAUAAUUAUCGACGAAUAAUAAUCAUGUUGAAUUUCAACAAUUGCCGGAAUAAAAGAUUCUACGACGGAUGAAA